This is a messenger RNA of Desarmillaria tabescens, 981 nucleotides long. Its product is annotated as Alpha/Beta hydrolase protein. Gene Ontology annotation, molecular function: hydrolase activity. Bases 1 to 981 code for a protein of 326 amino acids. The record is from RefSeq and is a predicted model, not a curated record. The transcript has 5 exons. NCBI's taxonomy places the organism in Eukaryota, Fungi, Basidiomycota, Agaricomycetes, Agaricales, Physalacriaceae.
AUGGAUUCCUCCCUAUACAAAGACUUCACGACCUCUCACGGCCAUACCUACCACUACUUCUUCUCUCCCCCAAAGGAUGACGCUAAGCCAUACCUGCUUUUUUUGCACGGCUUUCCCAGCACCUCGUUCGAUUGGCGACACCAGGUUCCUUUCUUUCUCAGCGAGGGUUAUGGGCUCAUAGUCCCAGAUAUGCUUGGCUUUGGAGGAUCCUCGAAGCUUGCCGACCCCGCGGAUUACAGGUCGACCAUUCUUACAAAAGAUCUAGUGGAGCUAAUAGAUGGGGAGAAUGCUACCCAGGUGGUCGCCAUUGGCCAUGAUUGGGGCUGCAAGAUCAUCAGCCGUCUUGCUAAUUACUACCCUGAUCGAUUCGUCGCGUUCGGCUUAUUGGCCGUCGGAUAUUUCCCGCCGAGUACGGAAAGUAAUUACAAGCAGUUCCUGGACCUCUCCAAGAAAACUUUCGGCUACGAACUGUUCGGAUAUUGGUCCUUCUUCUCUUCAGAGGGUGCCGACAAGAUCAUCGAGGACAACAUGGAGUCGUUCUUACGACUCUUGUACGCUCAUGACCCAAAGUUGAUGAUCUCCGAUUUCGCUCCCACUGGCGCUUUGAAAGCGUAUCUAUUGCAAGGCAAGACCGACGGUCCAUUGGCUUCGUACAUCACUGAGGAGGAAAAAGACUUUCACAAGAAGGAACUCCUUGACGGUGGCAUGGCCAGUUGUCUAAACUGGUACAAAAUCAUGACCUCGGAGAUUGAUGCCGAGGAUAACAAAGCUGCCCCACAGGAAAACCUCGAGGUUACGAAGCCGGUUUUCUACGGUGGUGCGCUGAAAGACUUCGUCGCUCUUAACGCCGUCAACAAAGCGGGGACCAUUGCAAAAUGUAAGAACGUGACUAUUCAUGAAUAUGAAGGCUGUCACUGGGUGAUGUGGGAGGCGAAAGAUGAGGUUAACCGGGAUUUGUUGACUUGGCUGAAGGCACUGUAA